Molecule: messenger RNA, 1152 nt
Organism: Colletotrichum phormii
Lineage: Eukaryota; Fungi; Ascomycota; Sordariomycetes; Glomerellales; Glomerellaceae
Product: P-loop containing nucleoside triphosphate hydrolase protein
Exons: 5
Coding region: 82-975 (297 amino acids)
Biological process (GO): iron-sulfur cluster assembly; mitochondrial respiratory chain complex I assembly
Cellular component (GO): mitochondrion
Molecular function (GO): ATP-dependent FeS chaperone activity; ATP binding; 4 iron, 4 sulfur cluster binding
Source: RefSeq, a predicted model, not a curated record
AGGGUCGCUUCAAUUGCUUUGUGCAUUGCAUCUCUCUUUGACUCUCAAGGUAAUUGUCUGUCACCUGUCAAAGGCCAUACAAUGAGGCCAACACUUUUCCGUCCGUUCCAGUCGACUCUUCGAGUUCUGGGCCAUGAAAACCCCUUGGGCCUGCCGAAAUCCGGCACACCUCCCAACUGGCCCAGGAAGCCCGUGAAGAGGAAGAUCACCGGCGUAGAGAAAAUCAUUGCGGUUUCUUCCGCCAAGGGUGGCGUUGGCAAGAGUACAGUCGCAGCGAAUUUGUCAUUGGCUUUUGCACAACUAGGCUACAGGGCGGGAAUCCUGGACACCGACAUUUUUGGCCCUUCAAUUCCGACACUCUUUAAUCUGACCGGAGAGCCUAGGCUCUCGGAAAACAACCAGUUAAUCCCAAUGACCAACUACGGUGUCAAGACCAUGUCCAUGGGCUACCUCGUUCCAGAGGAUGACGCCGUGGUAUGGCGAGGCCCCAUGGUGAUGAAGGCCAUUCAGCAGCUACUCCAUGAGGUGGACUGGGGUGGAUUAGAUGUCCUCGUGCUCGACCUGCCUCCAGGCACAGGCGAUACGCAGCUCACCAUUACACAGCAAAUCAUUCUUGAUGGAUCCAUCAUUGUCACCACACCCCACACACUCGCAGUCAAAGACGCGGUCAAGGGCGUCAACAUGUUCAACAAGGUCAAUGUCAACAUUUUGGGCUUGGUGCAAAACAUGUCACUCUUCAACUGUCCACACUGCCACGGCGACACACACGUUUUUGGGUCCAACGAAAGAGUCGAGCGCAUGUGCAGAGAUCACAAGAUCGACUUCCUAGGCGAUAUCCCCCUGCACCCGUCCAUCGGCGACGACGCGGAUCUGGGCAAGCCCACCGUCGUAUCAGAGCCAUCGAGUGACAGGGCAGAAAUCUUCCUCAAAAUUGCGAAGGAUAUUGCCCCAAAGAUUGACCUCCGCUCACCGUAACUCGCCAAUGAUUUGUGGCGGCCAGUAAGCGAUGUGUGUUGAGGCCGAAGUAAUAGUGUAGGAUAUCCUGUAUAGCCAGAUGUUUAGUCAAGGUGGCCAAGAAGCUGGGGAAGUUGGGCAUCUCAUGUAUUUGUAACAAGGACCCCUCCACGCAUUAUGCGCAGAGUCCAGAUGGGA